AUGGACGAACCUGAUUCUUCAGCCAAGAAGUAUAACAGCAAAAUCGCAAAAGAUAUUGGAACGAAGUGGAAAACUUUGGCAAGAGAAUUUGGAAUUGAUCAAGGCGACAUCGAUAAAAUUAUAGCUGAAAAAAAUGGAUCAGUUGACGAUCAAUGUGCGCAAAUGUUGAGUAUGUAUGCGAGUAGGAAAGGUCGGAGUUACACAAAGAAAGCAUUAGUUAAAGCACUCUUUAAAAGCGGGCUGCGUUCUGUAGCUGAAGAUCAUCGUAUGUGUAAAGUUGUUUCUACAUGUACACUUAACAUAUUGCCAUAA
Trichoplax adhaerens is the source of this 312-nucleotide messenger RNA. RefSeq lists its product as uncharacterized. The record is from RefSeq and is a predicted model, not a curated record. Gene Ontology annotation, biological process: positive regulation of extrinsic apoptotic signaling pathway; TRAIL-activated apoptotic signaling pathway. The coding region runs from base 1 to 312 and encodes 103 amino acids. NCBI's taxonomy places the organism in Eukaryota, Metazoa, Placozoa, Uniplacotomia, Trichoplacea, Trichoplacidae. Gene Ontology annotation, molecular function: caspase binding; death receptor binding. Gene Ontology annotation, cellular component: CD95 death-inducing signaling complex; cytoplasm. The transcript is spliced from 2 exons.